Molecule: messenger RNA, 504 nt
Organism: Cryptotermes secundus
Lineage: Eukaryota; Metazoa; Arthropoda; Insecta; Blattodea; Kalotermitidae
Exons: 5
Source: RefSeq, a predicted model, not a curated record
UCUCUAUCCUCUCCGUGUCGGCUAUGCUACCAAGAGCCCAAGUGACGCAAGUGACUACCACCUCGAAGAAUGGAAGAAUGCCAAGAAUUCUGCUACAGAGAGCUCAAGAAACAUUUCCUGCUGUGACAGAAAGGAUGAACUGUACAAAUUCAGAGAAGGUUUUAGUGGGUCCAUAUGGUGAGACAUACCCAGGAAGUCAUGCAAACCAGGUCAUGAAUAUAAAAGUUGAAGCCUCAGACUCACAAGAGGAAGCGGAUCCUGUGCAAAUAACAGUUCAGGAAGUAAAGUCUGAACCUGAGAACUGUACAAAUUCGGAGAACGCUUUAGUGGGUCCAUAUGGAAUGCUGGUAGAGCAAUCAUCUUUGCCCUUACAGCAUACCAGACUCCAACUUUCAUUUAAUGGAGCCAUACCUCAUGGGUUAGAUGUUGAUUCUGUGAAUUCCAGUAGCAAUAAUUUCUCGUAUGUAUGUGUCACUACUAGUGAAACCAUGCUUCGUCAGAAAA